ACUUCUCAGGGAGGGGCCACGAGUUCCUUUAGCCUUUCAACACAUACUCGCACAUUCUCUUCCUCACAGAUCCGUUCUUCAGCUCAGGUUCUGACACUGCUGUACCUGUCUGAAACAAUCUGAAACAUUCUGUAGAGGUUCCUCGUGCAGAUGAUGGCUGGUGUGAAUCCAGAGCAGGUGCAGAUUGGAGAAAACAAGUUCAUCAGCAAGAAAGCUUUACUCUCAAACCUUAAAACCUACAACCUGUACUAUAGAGGAGAGCCUCUGCAGCUCCGCCACAGAGAGGAGGAAGGAGAGCUGAUUAUUGAGGGGCUGCUCAACAUAUUCUGGGGGCUGCGGAGACCAAUCAGAUUACAGAUGCAAGAUGGCAAAGAGCCAAUCAAACCGGCUCCUUUUCCCUCAGGACGUUACACAAACCCAGCAGAGUCUGAAAAACACAGGAAGAAACUCGUUCCGCCCACUAUUGAGGUCACAGAACAUGCAGACCAAUCAGAAGAAGGUACAGAGACAGCAGAAGAGACAGGUGAGGAGGAGGAGUCUGCACACCUGCAGAGAACAAGGAGUGAUGUGGGUGGGAGGAGACUCGGUGGACGGACAGCACUUGGUAACCAGCGGCGAAUCCGGAGACAUAGAUGUUCCUUUAAUGGCCACUACUACAACCACAAGACAGCAGUUUUCACUCCAGCAUUCGGUUCCGUCACAAACGUCCGCAUCAACAGCUCCAUGACGACGGCGCAGGUGCUGCGAGUACUGCUGAACAAGUUUAAGAUUGAGAACAGUGCGGAGGAGUUCAGUCUUUUUCUCCUGCACACCAGUGGAGAGCGGGUGCAGCUGAAGCGAGGUGACCACCCGCUGACCAUUAGGAUUCUGCAGGGUCCGUGUGAACAGGUCAGCAAGAUCUUCCUGAUGGAGGUUGACCAGGUGGAGGAGGUCACUUAUGAUGUGGCGCAGUACAUCAAGCUGGAGAUGCCUGUGCUGCAGAGCUUCAUUGAUAAGCUGAUGGAGGAGGAGCUCAGAGAGAUGGAGAAACUCAAACAGAGGUACACUGAUCUGCGCUGUAUGAUUCAGAAGCACAUGCAGCGUCUGGCUGAUAAAGCCGUUUGCUAGCAGACAGGACAUCAGUUACAUCUCAUUUCAUCUCUCUCACAUCUCUAGAACAUUCUGUCUGUUCUAAUGUCACUUAAAGUAAUUGGGCAGCCAAAAUUAUAACUUCUGAAUCUGUCCAGUCAACCGGCCCCCAUUUACCCCAACUGUAGUCAGUCAGCCAACACGUGUUUGGUGUCUGUAGUUCUUGAAGAAGACUUGUAGCUCAUAGAGGCCUCUUUCGUUUUAGCACUUGAGCUACAAGGCUAAUAUAGCUAACAAGUAAUGGGAGCUUAGGCACACCAAUUAGCAUGGGGCUAACUGAAUGUCUAAGCUUGUUAGCCCUAGCAUUAGCCUUGUAGCUCAUAGCAGUGUUAUGUGCAGAUAGCAGUGCAGAUGUGUAAACAUAUAUGCAUAAAUGUAUUCCUUACAAAUGUAAGCAUAAAUAUAAUUCUUACAGAUGUGUAAAUAUAUUUCUUGCAAGUUGAUAAAUAUUUUUGCAACGUAUAUUUCUUAGAGACAUAUGAAUAUAUUUGGAUAAUUAAAUUUCUCUGAGAUUUGUAAAUAUAUUUGCAUAAACAUAUUUCUUUUAGUGCCUGUUUGUUAGUGCCUGAUAAUGUGAAGAGUAAUUGUGUUGACUGUGUUAUGCUGUAAAUGGUUAUGCAUGUUUUUUGUCCGUGGUACAAUAAAAGCACUUGUUAAUAAAAUGUUUUUAGCAUUUUUCU
Molecule: messenger RNA, 1808 nt
Organism: Colossoma macropomum (tambaqui)
Lineage: Eukaryota; Metazoa; Chordata; Actinopteri; Characiformes; Serrasalmidae
Gene: rassf2b
Product: Ras association domain family member 2b
Exons: 10
Coding region: 151-1107 (318 amino acids)
Biological process (GO): regulation of non-canonical NF-kappaB signal transduction; positive regulation of JNK cascade; signal transduction
Cellular component (GO): nucleus; cytoplasm
Source: RefSeq, a predicted model, not a curated record